AUGAAUUUUGAACUACCAGGUGAUCUGAAAGCGUACUUGAACACGCUAGACACUUUCAUCAACGACAAAAUCUUACCGCUCCAGCAUUCUGGCGAUAACAACAGGUUCUUCGAUUACCGACGAGAGCACUCUCGUACGGACUGGGAUAAUGAUGGCCUUCCACGUCCGGAGUGGGAGAACCUCCUAGCUCACGCCCGCAGUGUUGCCGACAAAGCAGGUUAUUAUCGUUUUGCUCUUCCCAAACAGUAUGGGGGCCAGGAACAUCCUGAUACCAAUCUCUGGAUGGCGGCCAUCCGCUAUCACUUAGCAUCACACCCGGUUUAUGGGGGCGGUCUGGGCCUUGCAUGCGACCUACAAACGGAGCAUUGCAUCGUAGCAAAUGCCCCCGAUAUACUCAUGAUCCACCAUUUCGGUACCGAAGAGCAGCGACGGACCUUCAUACCAGCGCGCCUUAGAGGUCUACAUUUGGUCUCACAGAGCCACGGGAGCGAUGCAACGCAUAUGAGUACCACGGCCAAUCGACAGCGUGGAGGGUUUGAGAUCACCGGGGCCAAGAAGUGGCAGACCGGCGCCCAUCAUGCGACACAUUUCCUCGUGUUCGCAAGAACAUCAGGCAAGCAGGGCUCUGCGAAAGGAAUCACUGCAUUCUUGAUCCCUCGCGAGACCCCUGGCGUUCAGAUCGUAAGCUAUGAAUGGACGUUAAACAUGCCGACUGACCAUGCGACUAUCCACCUGGAUCGUGUCUGGGUGCCAGAGUCCGCUGUUCUAGGGACUACAGACCACGGGCUAGCCAUUGCGCAAACCUUUGUCCACGAAAAUCGGAUACGCCAAGCAGCGAGCUCAUGUGGAGCAGCGCAAUUUUGUCUCGAUAGGAGCAUCGAGCGAGCUCGCGCUCGCAAAAUCUGGGGCGGUGAUAAAAUGUUGGCUGACAAUCAAGGGAUCCAAUUUCCGGUAGUAGAGCUGAUGACCCAGGUGGAGAUGCUGCGUCUCCUGAUCCUGAAGACCAGCUGGGAAAUGGACCGCAUUGUGGCCGCAUGUCGAUCAUCGCAGAGCAAACAACCACCAUGGGUGGAGAUUGAAAGGAGGCUUAGUGACAAGGUUGCGAUGUGCAACUUUUGGGCGAAUCGACUGUGCUGUCAAGCUGCCGACCGAGCUAUACAGAUCUUUGGGGGCGAUGGAUAUAGUCGCCAUGAGCCAUUCGAGCACAUAUAUCGCCACUUCCGUCGGUAUCGGAUCACCGAAGGGGCAGAGGAAAUCCAGAUGCGCAAGAUAGCUGCUUUUAUUUUUGGAUAUAUUGGACCAAAGAAGAAGGAAUACGAAGCGAAAGAGAAGGCCAAACCCAAGAUCUAA
Molecule: messenger RNA, 1350 nt
Organism: Penicillium chermesinum
Lineage: Eukaryota; Fungi; Ascomycota; Eurotiomycetes; Eurotiales; Aspergillaceae
Product: acyl-CoA dehydrogenase family protein
Exons: 4
Coding region: 1-1350 (449 amino acids)
Biological process (GO): fatty acid beta-oxidation using acyl-CoA dehydrogenase; butyrate catabolic process
Molecular function (GO): flavin adenine dinucleotide binding
Source: RefSeq, a predicted model, not a curated record